AAUUUCUAUAGACCAACAGAAAAAACACUGAGAAGGAAAUUGCUCCAUUGUGUAACUGCUUGCGUAAGUGAUAGAGAAAUUGCGUGAACUACUAUCGCGGAAGUCUUGAAACGUGUGCUGUUGUCAUUUUCUUACUAACGGGACAGAAAGUAAACUGAUGCAACUUAUUUUAGCGGAUCCAUAAGCAUAACAGAUCAGGAGCAUCGAAGUUAAUUAUGACUACUGAGGGAGACCCAACUGCCUUUGUGAAAGUGCUUCACCUUCUGGUGAUUUCUUUCAUCUGGGGAAUGCAGGUGUGGGUGUCUUUCAUAGCAGGUUUUGUGCUGAUUUCCCAGGUAUCCAUGCACACAUUUGGCCUUGUUCAAAGCAAGUUAUUUCCAAUUUAUUUCAAUUGUCUGAUGGGUGGAAAUGCAGUUAGUCUGGCCAUAUAUGCUGUGUACCACCCCAGAGAACUCCUGGACUGGCAUGAGGGCAUUCAGAUGAUUCUUUUCUUUGUGGCUGUGAUCAUGGCCGGCCUGAACGUGCAGUGGUUUGGUCCGUCUGCCACCGAGAGCAUGCUGGUCAUGCAGGAGAUCGAGAAGGAGCACGGUCUGGGAAAUCAGGUGGGUAUGAGUUCCAAUAAGGAAGAAUACGCCAAACUCCGUGAGCAGGACCUGAAAUACAAGGAGCACAGGACCAUCUUCUACCGCUACCACGGUCUGUCCAACCUCUGCAACCUCAUAGGCUUUUUCUCCACUACCAUCAAUCUCAUUUACCUGGCGCUCCAUUUAGGAACUAUAUGAGUGUGUUGUGUGUCUUUGAGAAAGAGUACAGUCAGACAGAUAUAUUAAGACCAUUAUCCUGUAAUGAUUUGUAUAACAGUAAUGCUUCUAGUUUUUAUACAACAAGAGUGUUUAGUGUUAGUUAAGGUUAAAAGAACCAAAUUCAGAUGUGAGCCAAAAGUGAACCAAGUGAAAGAGCCCAGUUGAUUUUGUAUUUACUUUCAUUUAUUUGUGAGUUGUUUAUAUCAUGAUAUAUUAUGUAAUGUACAAUAAAACAUUGAAUAUUAGGGAAUUGAAUUAAAGUAUAUACGUUAAAGUAUUUUUUUUUUUUUCUUUUACAGUCAGGUUUCAUUUUAAUAUUCUCCUCAUUCUGUUUUGUCCAUAACUAUACAAUAUGUGGAUAAUGUCAUUAGAUGCCACCCUUACCUUUGUACACUUCCUGUUUUGCUGUAAAAGGCCAGAAAUAUUAAGAAGAGUGGACCAGUUAUAGGAUUGUUUUAUCAUAAAAUGCUGUUUACAACAUCCUAUAGAAUGAAUGACACUAUAAUGGCAAUUAAACUCUGUGGACAACAAGCAGUGAAUAAUAAAUGAACUUUUGAUCGUCUUUUGUAAAAAUGAUGUUUGAACAGAAAGUAAACUUGCUUUUCUCACUGGACAUGGAAAAGAGUGCUGUUGAAGAUUCAGUGACAUACAAAUGUGAUUCCGUUGAUUUCUCUGCAUAUUCAAACUUUUGCUGUGAAUUAGUAAUUUUUUUAGUGUUCUAUACCAUUUCUUAUAUCAUUUCUAUAUCAUAUUUUCCCUUCUAAUGAAAAGAAAGCCAACUUUAUUUGUGUGUGUUUUGUGUCCAUUGGGAAUCUUGGUCAUAUUUAGAAAGCAAACUGAAAGAGUUUUUCUUUGUUUAUUUGUUGCUGACAUUGAACAAGCAUGUAUUCAGUUAAAGAAAUAUAAAACACCUAUACAUGUUGAUUUUUAAUUAAAAUAAAUAAGUGAAUUUUUA
Carassius gibelio (silver crucian carp) is the source of this 1758-nucleotide messenger RNA. Its product is annotated as transmembrane protein 205. Lineage: Eukaryota; Metazoa; Chordata; Actinopteri; Cypriniformes; Cyprinidae. The transcript is spliced from 4 exons. The record is from RefSeq and is a predicted model, not a curated record. Bases 216 to 782 code for a protein of 188 amino acids.